AUGUCAACCACUCAGCAACCUUCUAGGCAGCUGGACAGCACCUCCAGCUCAUCUUCUUCACCUCUUUAUGAUCUUAUUUGUGUCGGCUUUAGCGCAGCUCAGCUAGCAACUGCCAUUGCCAAUCGCGAAGCACGCACCGAUUCUAAAGUGCUGUUCCUUGAGCGCAAGCCUUCUUUCUCAUGGCAUUCGGGAACGCACUUGUCUAGGUCGCGCAUGGAGACUCCUUUCCUUUACGACCUUGCAUCCCUUCGCAAUCCAAGAUCAGCAUUCAGCUACGCCUGUUAUCUGCUCGACCGAAACCGUCUGAUCGAAUUCGCAAACUCCGACCGACUGAACCCUCUGCGAGAUGAGUUCGAAGACUACAUGAAGUGGUGCGCAGAACAGUUCAAGGAUCAAGUCCGAUAUGGUAGCGAGGUUGUUGGCGUAGUACCAGAGACCCAAGACAACACCGUAAGAAGCUGGAAGGUUGCUGUGAAGGAUGGAAGUGGCAAGACAUACACUGUCCGGGCAAGGAACGUUGCUGCUCCUACCCCAGGAAAGCACAUCGGUAUGAAGACAGAACCGUUGACCGCUGUCGAUUUCCUUGCUGGACAGCGAAUCAUGCCCAUGGCCGACUACCUGUUGCGAAGGGAAGAGCUCCGUCAACCUUUCGAGCCGCGCCUGAACGUUGCUCUUGUUGGCUCCAGCCAACAAACAGUCGAAAUCUUGGAUGACUUGCUGUCAUGUCCUCGCCUUGGCAACAUCACAGUCGUAACAGAGAAUGAAGACCUUGCACCGUUGAAGGUCCUUGGUGAGCAGGAGCCACCGCAGCCACGACUGUGCUCGAUUUGGUCCAAGCCAUCCUGCGAUUCGAAGCCAGUAACAGAGUCGUCCGAACUCAUUCAAGCCAUCUACAUGCGUGCGUACGAGAAACAGGUAGCCAGCAAGAGCGAGUACGCUCUCCACCUCGUCAUCGGCAAGGAUGCUUCUGAGCCAUGCUCCAAGGCCAACGUCAUCAUCAGGGACACUGCUGCGGCUCCUUUCUCAAGCAGCGGGCUGCUGCAGAGCCUGAACACGCUCGUACUCGGCUGUCAUCAGCUUGGCGAAAGCUUCGAGGAGGUGCAGUUCAAGCGUGGCGCUGUUGCCGAUGCUCGUAUGUGGUUGAUGUCGGCGAACUCAGAGGGCGGCCGCUCAUUAGCAAAAGAUAUCUCGCUGCGAGCCGGAGAGGUAGUGAGCGCCCUGUCGUCACCAGCUGCGGACAGACGGGAUGGGCUGGUGGUUCAGGCUAGGAUUUAG
Messenger RNA from Macroventuria anomochaeta, 1275 nucleotides. RefSeq lists its product as uncharacterized. The record is from RefSeq and is a predicted model, not a curated record. NCBI's taxonomy places the organism in Eukaryota, Fungi, Ascomycota, Dothideomycetes, Pleosporales, Didymellaceae. The transcript has a single exon. Gene Ontology annotation, biological process: intracellular iron ion homeostasis. The coding region runs from base 1 to 1275 and encodes 424 amino acids.